Molecule: messenger RNA, 1308 nt
Organism: Marmota flaviventris (yellow-bellied marmot)
Lineage: Eukaryota; Metazoa; Chordata; Mammalia; Rodentia; Sciuridae
Gene: Inha
Product: inhibin subunit alpha
Cellular component (GO): extracellular region
Molecular function (GO): cytokine activity; growth factor activity
Source: RefSeq, a predicted model, not a curated record
GGGCCAGGUGAGCUAUGGUACCUCAGCUGCCCCUGCUGCUGCUCUUGCUAUUAGCCCCGCAGGGUGGGCAGGGCUGCCAUGGGCUGGAGCUGGACAGGGAACUUGUCCUGGCCAAGGUGAGGGCCCUGUUCUUGGAUGCCUUGGGGCCCCCAGCAGUGAUGGGGGAAGGUGGGAGUCCUGGAAUCAGGCGGCUGCCCAGAAGACACGCUGUGGGGGGCUUCACACGAAGGGGCUCUGAGCCCGAGGAGGAGGAUGUCUCCCAGGCCAUCCUUUUUCCAGCCACAGGUGCCGGCUGUGAGGACCAGCCAGCUGUUGGAGGGCUGGUCCAAGAGGCUGAGGAAGGUGUCUUCACAUAUGUGUUCCGGCCAUCCCACCACACACGCAGCCGACAGGUGACUUCGGCCCAGCUGUGGUUCCAUACGGGGUUAGACAAGAAGGGCACAGUGGUCUCCAAUAGCUCUGGGCCCCUGCUAAGCCUGCUGGUGCUGUCGUCUGGGGGACCCAUGGCUGUGCCCAUGUCCCUGGGCCAGGCACCCCCUCGCUGGGCUGUACUGCAUCUGGACACCUCUGCUCUCCCUCUGCUGACUCACCCUGUCCUGGUGUUACUGCUGCGAUGUCCUCUCUGUUCCUGCUCAGCCCGGCCAGAGACCACACCUUUCCUGGUGGCCCAUACUCGGGCCAGACCACCUAGCGGAGGGGAGAGAGCUCGGCGCUCCACUCCCCCAAUGCCCUGGCCUUGGUCUCCUGCGGCUCUGCGCCUGUUGCAGAGGCCUCCAGAGGAACCUGCUGCCCACGCCUACUGCCACAGAGCUGCACUCAACAUCUCCUUCCAGGAGCUAGGCUGGGACCGGUGGAUCGUGCACCCUCCCAGCUUCAUCUUUCACUACUGUCAUGGUGGCUGUGGACUGCCCACUCCGCCAGACCUCCCCCUGCCAGUCCCCGGGGUUCCCCCUACCCCUGUCCAGCCCCUUUCUUUGGUGCCAGGGGCCCAGCCUUGCUGCGCUGCCCUCCCGGGAACCAUGAGGCCCCUGCACGUCCGUACCACCUCAGAUGGAGGUUAUUCUUUCAAGUAUGAGACAGUACCCAACCUUCUCACACAACACUGUGCUUGUAUCUAAGGAGUUCUGCUUCCUUAGCCCAAAGCUGGUGACCAAACCCUUACCACUGUCAGCUGGGAGGAAGGGCAGAGUGCAGAAAAUAAAUGGUUCCCCCUUACUCCUUUCUUCUACUUCUCUGCCAGAGGGAUCCCUCCCCAUUCCCCCCACCAUGGGCAACAUGUGAUAAUAAAGAACAGUGCAUAUGACUUGG